Messenger RNA from Puccinia triticina, 564 nucleotides. RefSeq lists its product as uncharacterized. The record is from RefSeq and is a predicted model, not a curated record. The coding region runs from base 1 to 564 and encodes 187 amino acids. NCBI's taxonomy places the organism in Eukaryota, Fungi, Basidiomycota, Pucciniomycetes, Pucciniales, Pucciniaceae. The transcript is spliced from 3 exons.
AUGCCCUUCACCAAACUGAUUAUUCGAUCUGUCACCUAUGUCGCAGACCGUCCCAUCCUUGGAAAAAACCAUCUCUACAAAAUUCCAUCCGCAGUUGCAUGGAUAACUUCUGGCGGCAUGAUUGAGCCGCUGUACAACAUAUUCUUCAAUAUUUUCACGCCAGCUCCCAUGGAAUCUGGUCCAGAGCCUGCAUCUUGGCUUGUUUUUGAAGGUCCUAUGUCGGCCCCUUCAAACUCCACUACAAUAAGCGUGACAACACACGCCUCAAGUUUCCACGCAACAUUCCCUGUGCAGAAACAAACCGUUGGGUAUGCUGAACUGGAGGGUGUGCUUAAAGUAGUUCAGGCGAGUGAUGUGAUCUUAGCGGAGGACCCUGAUACGCAUGAAUCCUGCAUGUUUGCCAUGUCAUCGGACAAGACUAACAUAAGACAGGCACUGCAGACUAUAGCUGUUGGGAAAUGCGCCUGGAUCGCCGCAGAAAUUAUAGCUCGCAACAAGAAUGUCAUCAACAUAAAAGUCAACAACAUGUUCGUGAUUGACGGAUUUAAAGUGGAAAUGAUAUAG